UUACCACAGUUGUACGUGUUACACCUCUUCCCACAGAGCCCGUCUGCAACCGUCGCCGUCAUUACGCAGCUUACCUUUUGACCAACGCCGACGCGAUGUCGGGCUGGAAGUACGCACUUGCUUUGAGCAAGCAAGAUGUCUUGACUGCCACACCUCCGGGAACAGUAAGGCUGCUAGCCGAAGACGAGUCCACUACCAGGUCAUUGAGGUCUUCCAACUCUCUGAUCCGAUUCCCGCAACCAUCCGAAGACCCGGCAGACCCCCUCAACUGGGCCCAAUGGCGCAAAUUCGGGCUGCUGUUGACCGUCUCGCUUUACUCUUUCGUCGGCAACUUCACCAGUUCAGGCAUUGCACCGGCACUCUCACUCUGGUUCAAGGAGUUCCCACACGAUGUGCGGCCGUUUAGCGACCUGUCGUACUUCAUAGCUGUCAACAUUCUGUUCCUCGGGGCAUCCAACAUCUGGUGGGUACCGUUGUCAAACAUCUUUGGCCGGAGGCCGGUGCUGCUCGCCGCGACUCUGAUCAUGACUGUCUGCACCGUCUGGUGCGCCGUUUCGUCCUCUUACAACUCUGUGCUGGCCGCGAGAUUGUUCCAGGGCAUCGGAGCCGGCGCCUCCGAGUCCGUGGCGCCCGCUCUGAUCGGCGAGGUCUUUUUCGUCGACGAGCGCGGCCGCGCGAUGGCCAUCUACACGGUCUUUCUCGCCUCAGGAUCGCUGAUUGGCGGCAUCGCCGGCGGCUACAUCGGUUACGAAGUAGGAUGGGCGUACAUCUUCUGGGUCGGAGUCGCCCUUUCCGCAGCUUGCUUUGUUGGCACCUUAUUUCUCGUGCCCGAGACCCUCUACGACCGGGUCGUCCCAUACAUUGACUCCCCAGUUGGCUCGCAAUGCGAAGAAAAGGGGACGGAAAGCCAUCUUGAGGAUACCCGAAGCCGAACCCUGAACUACCGCCCAUACACCUAUGGCAGAUCCCUUGGAUUUACUCAUUAUCGCGGCAAUGUGGCCAGCCACUUCCUGGCACCGUGGAAGACGCUCAGAUUCCCUGGCACUUGGGUAGUCAUGUUCCACUACGCCGGACUCGUUGGUGGGAUCGUCACAAUCUCCACAGUCGGGCCCCAGAUUAUGGCCGCGCCACCGUAUCUCUGGGGAGCCAAUGCUGGGCUUAUCAAUAUUGGAGGAAUUAUCGGCACCAUCUUGGGGGCCUUGUACACCUACUUUCUCUCCGACAAACAACUUAAAAGGAAGGUCAAGACUUCGGGCAGCGGUUUCGCGGAAGCAGAGAGCAGGCUGCCGACCAUGUUCCUUUCUCUCGUCAUUUCAACCGGCGGGUUCUUCGUCUUUGGAUUUACUGGCCAGUACCCAUCCAGAGCCGGAUGGGUUGGUCUCUGUGUCGGGUUUGCCAUGGUUUCCUUUGGGCUGAUGCAGUUACCCUCGAUCGGGUUUAACUACAUCAUCGAUGCCUAUCAACAUCACGCCAGUGAUUGCUUCGUCAUGGUGACUAUUAUGAGAGCCAUCAUUGCUUUUGCCUGGACGUUCUUCGUUGCCAAGUGGGUCGAGAAGAAGGGCACUGCAGAGCCGUUCGGCAUCUUUGGAAUGCUCAUGGGGCUCUUCUCGCUUCUAACUGUCCCGCUGUGGCUGUAUGGCAAGAGAAUGAGGAUCGCGACAAGGGAUUUGGUGGAGAAAUAAAGAUGCUGGAGGCGUGCGUUGCAACCCGCGCAGUUGACGAAUGACGUCUGUGAGAAGCCCGGAAAGUUGGCGGUAAGCUUCCUUAGAAACACUGGUUGAUGAUGGCCGGCCCGAGUUUCUUCUUGCUGGGUUAAGUUUAUGAUUCAAAUCGUCUUCACCAUGAUAGAUUUGGGACUUGAACCUGUCAGAUUUAGGUGUUUGGUUUCUACUGUUGUAGUCUGAUUUGGUGUAUUGUUUGAAAAUUCAGCACUUGCCAUUUAGCGGCGUGAAAGAGCUCACAUUUGAGAAGUCUUGACGGGAUCCAAGCCCGAUACCAUCUUAUCUACACCUCAGAAGAAGAGAAAUACCCCUUGACGAUGAGAGCCUUCGGCAUAGGGUAAUCCCUGCCCUGAAAUCGAAUCAUACGGGAUACAGAAAGCAUCACGUUUGACAAAAGAC
Molecule: messenger RNA, 2120 nt
Organism: Colletotrichum destructivum
Lineage: Eukaryota; Fungi; Ascomycota; Sordariomycetes; Glomerellales; Glomerellaceae
Product: Putative sugar transporter, major facilitator superfamily, MFS transporter superfamily
Exons: 5
Coding region: 96-1682 (528 amino acids)
Biological process (GO): transmembrane transport
Cellular component (GO): plasma membrane
Molecular function (GO): transmembrane transporter activity
Source: RefSeq, a predicted model, not a curated record